Messenger RNA from Lactuca virosa, 594 nucleotides. NCBI's taxonomy places the organism in Eukaryota, Viridiplantae, Streptophyta, Magnoliopsida, Asterales, Asteraceae. The record is from the annotation of a GenBank genome assembly.
AUGAUCUUGAAGAAAACAUGCACUGCUGCAGAGAUAUGGGAAGACCUUGAAGCAUUAUUUCAUUCCAACAAAGAUGCAAAGGCUUUGCAACUCGACCUUGAACUUCAGAACAUCACUCUUGUUCCAGAAAAGAAUCUUGUCAUGUAUGCUGUUAAUGGUCUUAGUCGAAAGUUUGAUCAUGUUGCUGGAAUAAUCUGUCACAGUAGGCCACUCCCGUCUUUUCUUGAUACUCGCUCAAUGCUUCUUCAUGAAGAAUAUGUUCUAUCCUCUCAAUCGACAUCAUCAGUAGCAAACUCUUCAUCUCAUACCGUUCUUGUUGCUGAUCAACAACAUAGCAAUCAUGGAAAUCGUGGUGGAUUUAAUAAUCGUGGAGGAAGACAUGGUGGUCGGGGUCGCGGGCGUGGCGGAGGACGUGGUGGCGGACGAUGGUCUAAUCAGACUCAGCAACAACACGCCCCACCCGGUUGGGGUUUUGGGUGGUAUCCAUUGAAUGUUGCCGGUCCGGGUGUUCUUCCUAGCCCACAUAGUCUACAUCAGCAGCAACAUAUGGCCCAGUUUCAACAGUGGGUUGUUCCCACACAGCUGCUACAGUGA